AUGUCCUUCUCUCGAUUUACAUUUAUGCGUUCUUUAUAUAAACUUAAAGCAAAUGUAUCUUGUCUCCGGCGCUACUCCUCGCAAAACAUCAAUUUGUCAGAUCCCGCAAUUCAGGCGUAUUUAAAAUAUUUGAUGUUAGAACAUGACAAUUUACAUACACAAUCACGUCGUAACCCAGAAGAAAUCAGACGACUUCAUCAAAUAAAACCCAUCGUUACCGUGCUUGAGCAGCGGAUAGCACUUUACGAUAGCAUUGAAUCACUGAAGGAAUUAAAUAAACGUGACGGGCAGGAUGAGGAAAUAAAAGAGAUGGUUAAGGAAGAGGCGGCUAUAUAUUUAAAACGUAUAAAAGAAAUCGAUUUUGAAUUAGAGUCGGUCUUAUUGGAACCAAAAUUGACUGAUGGUGGUAUACUAUUGGAGGUAACAGCGGGCGCUGGUGGACAGGAAGCGAUGCUCUUUGCCAGAGAAUUAUUUGAUCUUUAUAAAUCUUACUGUGAGUAUAAAGACUGGGAGGUUGAUGUUGCAUCCAUUGAAAAAUCUGAUAUCGGUGGAAUAAGAAAGGGAUCCAUGUUAGUGGCUGGUUAUGGGGCACCGGAGUAUAUGAAAAUAGAAUCUGGUGUACACCGAGUUCAGAGGAUACCUGCGACUGAGAAGGGAGGUCGUAUUCACACUAGUACAGUCUCAGUAGCAGUAUUACCUCAAGCUACAGAUAUAGAGAUAACUAUUGCUGAUAAAGAUCUUAAUAUUGAGACUAAAAGAGCGAGUGGGGCUGGUGGACAGCAUGUUAACACUACAGACAGUGCUGUUCGAAUAACCCAUUUACCAACAGGCACGGUCGUAGAAUGCCAAGAAGGACGAUCACAGAUCAAAAAUAAAGAAAUUGCAUUGCAAAAGUUGAAAACUUUAUUACUACAGAAGCAAGAGGAGGCACAAACAUCUAAAAUUAAUAAAGAGAGAAAAUCACAGAUUGGUUCGAGUAAUAGAAAUGAAAAGAUAAGGACUUAUAAUUAUCCACAAGACAGAGUUACCGAGCAUAGAGAAGGUGGUGGUACUACUCAUAGUUUAAAGACUUUUAUGCAAGGUGGAGAACAAUUAGAGAUAUUACAAGAAUCAUUGCUUAGACAUCAGCAAUACCAAGCUCUGAUGGCCGAUGUCAAUGAAUUAAUUAACAAAAAUAAAACAGAAACCGCCAAAAGCUAG
Molecule: messenger RNA, 1200 nt
Organism: Danaus chrysippus (African queen)
Lineage: Eukaryota; Metazoa; Arthropoda; Insecta; Lepidoptera; Nymphalidae
Source: the annotation of a GenBank genome assembly